AUGAGACGCCCGUGUGACGGCGUGGAGUGUGGGUUAGACGCUUCUUGCCGUGCUGUCUCUGAUAUUGUUACCGUGUGCGACUGCACCAAGCAAGGGUAUUUCUUCAACGAGGCUAACAAGACGUGCUUUGCCCCGGGGGUGCGGACGACGGUGGCACUGCAAGCAAGUGGCAACAGCGCCGUGGGUCAGAGGAACGCCACCUUCUUCACGCGGCUGCCGGCAGAGCAGGCCACUGGCGCCACCGCAUGCAACAACCUGUACGCCAUUCUCAGCGGCAGCACCAACAUCACCGUCGUGUGGAAUACCACAGAAGCCGUGCCUGGCAGCCUCCCGCUUGGCAACGCCAUGUGCAGGAACGUGUCGUUUUACGGCGGGUGGGACUGCAUGGAGAAGCUGAAUUUUACCAUCACACGUCCUGCAAAGAAGGGCAGUGCCUACCCCGUCACGAAGAGGACUGUCCAAGGAGUCACUUCGCUGCGAUCAGUUGGAUGCGAGAUCACCACAUGUCACAAGGAUUGCGGAGCUGCCGCGUGCGUUCUGUAUAAUGGCAACCCACGGUGCCAGUGCCCCGCGGGCCGCGUGUUCAACGCAGCCAAGAAGCGCUGCCGCU
This is a messenger RNA of Closterium sp. Yama58-4, 610 nucleotides long. The record is from the annotation of a GenBank genome assembly. Lineage: Eukaryota; Viridiplantae; Streptophyta; Zygnematophyceae; Desmidiales; Closteriaceae.